This is a messenger RNA of Rosa rugosa (rugosa rose), 1837 nucleotides long. Its product is annotated as UDP-glycosyltransferase 91A1-like. Bases 351 to 1766 code for a protein of 471 amino acids. The record is from RefSeq and is a predicted model, not a curated record. The transcript has a single exon. NCBI's taxonomy places the organism in Eukaryota, Viridiplantae, Streptophyta, Magnoliopsida, Rosales, Rosaceae. Gene Ontology annotation, molecular function: UDP-glycosyltransferase activity.
GUUAUUAGCUUUAAUUUCUUCCCUCAAGUGAUUUAAUCAUCAUUUGAACUUCCAAAAUUUAGGGGCUUCCUCUUUCUUACGGAAUUAGGGUUCAGGGUUUAACCACAUUAUUCUAGACUGCAGAUCUUGUGUACCUGGAAACAACGAAGAAAUCACCUACAACAUCGAUCAUCGAGUCAGCUUUGGUGUCACUUCCGUCUUAUAUUUAAUUAACCAGAGCUUAAAAUAUAAAGAUUUCGAAAGAUUAUAAGGGAUGACAAUCUAUUAAAAAAACUACCAGUACCUCUAUUUAAUUCAAGCUAUGUAACUGGUUAACUUCACCAGAUAAGAAAGUCUAAAAGAAGAAAAUCAUGGAGUCCGUCACCGUCCACCCAACCAUGCCCAGCAACAAAGACAAUAAUCUUCAUAUUGCCAUGUUUCCAUGGCUAGCCUUUGGCCAUAUGAUCCCAUACCUCGAACUCGCCAAGCUGAUCGCCGGUAAAGGCCACCAAAUUUCAUUCAUCUCCACCCCAAGAAACAUCGACCGCCUCCCACCACUCCCGCCUAAACUCUCCACCCUAAUCACCUUCGUGAAGCUUCCACUGCCCGAGAAUCCGAACCUUCCAGAAGGCGCCGAGGCCACCUCCGACUUACCCGAAGACCAGGUCGCGCAUCUUAAGAUAGCCUACGAUUCUUUCAAGGAACCGAUUACCCAAUUCCUCAAAUCUUCAAACCCGGAUUGGCUUCUCUACGAUUUCGCGCCUUACUGGCUACCGGAGAUAACCCGAAAUCUCGGAAUCCCUACUGCCUUCUUCAGUAUUUUUCUCGCUGCCUGCGUCGUUUUCUUAGGGCCCACCUCGUCGGAAGUACCUUGUGACGAUCGCAAGUUACCGGAUGAUUACACUGUCUCUCCCAAAUGGGUCCCUUUUCCAGCCACCGUGGCGUUUCGGCUGUUCGAGGUGCUUCGGCUCUAUAAACGAAUAACCGGAGACGAAGCCAACGUUUCGGACAUUUAUCGGUUCAUGGAGACGGCGCGAGGCUGUGACGUCAUUGCUGUGAGGAGCUGUGCCGAGUUCGAGCCGGAAUGGUUGAACCUUCUAGGAGUUGUACAUGGAAAACCGGUCGUACCUGUUGGUCUACUUUCGACUACGGCUAACAACGAGGAGAAUGAUACGUGGUGGUCAAUAAAGGACUGGUUAGACCGGCAGAGCAAAAACAGGGUUGUGUAUGUUGCAUUCGGAACGGAAGCGAUGCCGAGUCAAGAGGAAGUGACGGAAAUAGCCCUAGGUUUGGAGAAGUCCGGUUUGCCCUUCUUUUGGGUGCUGAGAACCAAACAUGGCGAGGAUGCGGUAAAGUUGCCGGAGGGUUUUGAGGAGAGAAAUGAAGGGCGGGGAGUGGUGUGCAGGAGUUGGGUCCCACAGCUGAAGAUACUGGCGCACGACUCGUUCGGUGUGUUUCUGAGUCACUCGGGUUGGAGUUCGGUGGUGGAGGCAUUAACAUUUGGAAGACCGCUGGUGUUGUUGCCUAUGUCGAAUGACCAAGGACUGAAUGCGAGGUAUUUCGGGGAGAAGAAGGUCGGGUAUGAGUUGCCGAGGGACGAGCAAGACGGAUUGUUUACUAGUGAGGCGGUGGCGGAGUCGCUGAGGAUGGUGAUAGAGAAGGAGGAGGGUAGGGUUUAUAGGGAGAAGGCCAAGGAGUUGAAGGCGUUGUUUGGAGACAGGAAGAGGCAAAAUGUGUACGUGGACAAGUUUUUGGAGUACCUCACAACUCACAAAGGAUGUCGUUAAUUAUUUGUCAAGGGGCGGCUGGGGCGCAUUUGCAUGGUUAAAGCCCAAUUGCAUGCUUUAAAAAAAAUAAA